Pyrus x bretschneideri (Chinese white pear) is the source of this 1866-nucleotide messenger RNA. Its product is annotated as probable serine/threonine-protein kinase PBL3. The coding region runs from base 409 to 1575 and encodes 388 amino acids. The record is from RefSeq and is a predicted model, not a curated record. The transcript is spliced from 6 exons. Gene Ontology annotation, molecular function: ATP binding; protein kinase activity. NCBI's taxonomy places the organism in Eukaryota, Viridiplantae, Streptophyta, Magnoliopsida, Rosales, Rosaceae. Gene Ontology annotation, biological process: protein phosphorylation.
GAAGUUUGAAGUUUUAAAUCCAGAGUGCUUUUAACAUGAAACACAUGCUCUGCAUCUUCAAAACCAGAUUCAUAUGGAGAUGGAUGUGGGACCAAUAUUAUUAUUAUUAUUAUCUUUAAAAAUAACACAGCACGUAAUACUUUUCCACACAAGUGAUUCAUCCGGCCAAUAUUUUCUGAAUUCUUCCAUUGACUAAGCAGAUACUCGUACAUCUUAGUUUCAAAGUGUCAUAAAUGUCAAAUGUCAAAUGUCAAUGGAAGAACUUUCCUCUCUCUCUCUCUCUUGCCUGCACAUUUCUUUCUUUCCCUUCCUUAUUUGCCAGCCCUCCUCCUCCUUACCCUGCUGGAUGCCUGCUGCUGCUACAAGUAGACGUACAUAUUUGAUUGAUGUAUUGUUCUAGCUUAAUCGAUGAUGGGAAACUACUGCAGAAAAUCUGCCAAGUGCGCUCAUGCUUCUUCCAUCAACUUCUCUGGAAGUACAAAGUCUAAUGGCAAGCAACAGAUGGAUAGUACCUCUUGCUCGCAGCAGUCAACGUCUGGGAAUUUGAAUAAAGCUUUAGUAGCAUCCAAAGCUGAUAUAUCUGUCCCUACCAACCUCAAGUCCUUCAGUUUCAGUGAUCUCAAAAAUGCUACUAGGAACUUCCGCCCAGAGAGUCUGCUCGGAGAGGGAGGGUUUGGGUGGGUAUAUAAAGGAUGGAUUGAUGCAAACACAUUAGCUCCCACUAAACCUGGAACUGGGUUAGUGGUGGCCAUCAAGAGGCUCAAGCGAGAAAGCUUUCAAGGCCACAAGGAAUGGCUGGCGGAAGUGAACUAUCUUGGUCAGCUUCGCCAUGAAAAUCUUGUGAAACUCAUAGGGUAUUGCUCAGAAUCUGACAACAGACUUCUGGUUUAUGAGUUCAUGCCAAGGGGAAGUUUGGAGAAUCAUUUGUUUAGAAAAGGUGUUCAACCUAUCACUUGGGCUGUUCGGAUGAAUAUUGCAAUUGAUGUUGCACGGGGGUUAUCUUUCUUACAUAGUUUAGAUGCUAAUGUCAUCUACCGUGACUUGAAAGCUUCCAACGUUCUACUUGAUUCGGAUUUCAGUGCUCGGCUAUCAGAUUUUGGGUUAGCAAGAGAUGGUCCUACUGGAGAUAAUACUCAUGUUUCAACCAGAGUGGUCGGAACUCGAGGCUACGCUGCACCAGAAUAUGUUGCUACAGGUCACUUGUCGCCAAAGAGUGAUGUGUAUAGCUUUGGGGUUGUUUUGUUAGAGCUACUAUCAGGGAGACGAGCCAUGGACGAUGAGAGAGCUGGGAGUGUCGAGGAAACAUUGGUGGAUUGGGCAAAGCCGUUCAUAAGUGAUAGUAGACGAGUUUCAAGAAUCAUGGACACAAGGUUGGGGGGUCAAUACUCGAAGAAAGCAGCCCAAGCUGCAGCUGAACUUGCCUUACAGUGCUUCCAUACAGACCCAAAAUAUAGGCCACUCAUGAUUGAUGUUCUAGCCACAAUGGAACGAAUCCACCCAAAGGACACGUUACGAACUCAACAACACAAGUUAGACGAUCAUGGGGUCAAGCACUUGAACCAUCCUCACACGUAACAAUUUCAAAUACAAAAUUGGAAUAAAUUUGUUUUCCUCAUACGUAGAAGGAACUUUCAUACUCCAUGUAUAGACAUAUAUAUAUGUAGCUACCACAAUUGUGCCUUCUAGGUUGAUUAGUCGUAAAAACAGACGAAGAGACGCUUUGUUUUAAUACUUGCUUCGAGAGAUAGUGAGAUUGUACAACGUAUCACAAGAAUUAAUAAUCUGUGUGUAUGUAAAGCUUCCAGUUUUCCUUCCCUCUUAAGGGAACCAAAAUUUUGUUUACAACAUGCAUAUGCUUGUUUUUCA